CCGCGCAUGCGUGAACGUUGAACGCGAAUCGAAACGAGUGAAGGAAUAAAGAAGUUUCGGAUUACCCAUUGGAAUACCUUUUUACAGAACUGACCUGUCUGUAAGGAGAUUCCGAGAAUAUGCGUAGGCCUACUACGCUUUGCAGGCUGCUGCUCCUCUGGCUCUGUGCCGUGUCCGCCAAUGGUCACAUACGCAUCGAGGCCCCGGAAGUGCAUGUGGCGCCCAGUUACAAACCGGCAUUCGUUCGCUCUGCCGUAGAGAGCAUGCCCCUGGAGGAUGAUGGCGGUGCCCUGAGUCGUUUCAGCGUGAGACCCUCAUUUGGAGACACCUUUCUGCCGCUGCGCAGCGCCGUGGAGAGUGUCCCCACAGUGAAUGAGAAGAAUGUGGCACAACUAAGGGAAUCCUCGCCGCUGCGUUCCUUUGUAAGGGACUCCGUUGAGGCGCCACCAAGUGACGAGGAAGAAGACUUUGAAGAACCCAUCAAUUUUGAAAGUUAUGUGAGGGAUAUCGAUGUGGGAGAGGAGCUCAAGCCGGAAAAGCUCACUCAAUUGUUGGAACCAGAUCCCUGGACGGUGUCGGAUAAAUACGCUGCUUUCAUAGCUCCUGGGACCACAGAUGACUAUCAUCCACAGCCGUAUAGAGCGGGUUCUGCGCAUCAGGAGCUUCUCAAGAGUGUAGAUAUUGAAGAGCAUCUCCUGAAGACCGUGAACAUUGAACAAUUAGAGCAUAUUGAUGAGCUCGAUCCUUAUAGGGAACCCCAGUACUAUGGGGCGCUGGCACAGGCGAAUCUAGAGGAUCAGGAGCCCGCCUAUGGGGCACUGGCGCACCUUAAGGCAGCCGAAAAGAAAAAGAACUACAGUGCGGCACCUAAGGUCCUGUGCUACAUGUCCAAUUGGGCCUUCUACCGCAAGGCUGAUGGACAGUUUGCCCCCGAACAGAUCGAUCCAAGGCUGUGCUCCGCCAUUAUCUACUCCUUUGCCUCGCUGGAUCCGGAUCAUUUGACCAUACGAGAGUUUGAUCCCUGGGUAGACAUUGAGAAUCAAUAUUACAAAAGGAUUACAUCUCUGGGAGUACCUGUGCUGAUUGCCAUGGGUGGAUGGACCGACUCCAGUGGCGACAAGUACUCCCGUUUGGUGAGCGAUGAUAUCAAGAGGAAGGUAUUUGCCUCCAGUGUGACUGGGUUCCUGCAAAGACAUGGCUUCAGUGGCCUCCAUCUGGAUUGGAAUUAUCCGAAAUGCUGGCAGAGCGACUGUUCCAAGGGUCCGUCGAGCGAUAAACCGAACCUCACGAAACUCCUAAGGGAAUUGCGAACGGAGUUCCAGCGCGUGAAUCCCAAACUCCAGCUGGGAGUGGCCAUAUCUGGCUACAAGGAGAUCAUCACAGAGGCCUACGAGCUGUCCGCGCUCUCGGACAUUGUGGACUACAUGACGGUGAUGACAUACGACUAUCACGGCGCCUGGGAGCGACAGACGGGACAUGUGAGCCCGCUCUAUGGCCAGAGUACGGAUAAAUAUCCGCAAUACAACACGGACUACACCAUGCAAUUGCUAGUAAAGUUGGGCGCCCGCCGAGAGAAGCUCAUACUCAGCAUUCCCUUCUAUGGCCAGAGUUUUACCCUCGGAAAAGCUCAACAAAAGUUGGUGGGCGAAGGCGUGGCAGCCACAGGACCCGGCGAGGCAGGAGAGCUGACCAAACAGCCGGGCAUGCUGGCCUACUAUGAGAUUUGUCAGCGCAUUCGCAAGUCCAAGUGGCAGACAGGCAGGGAUUCCAAUAGAAGAUCCGGCCCCUAUGCCAUGAUGAAGGACCAGUGGGUGGGCUAUGAAGAUACCGCCAGUGUGGAGGCCAAGGCCCGAUAUGCGGCCAACAAUGACUUUGCUGGAGUGGCCGCCUGGACGGUGGACUUGGAUGACUUCCAGAAUCGUUGCUGCAGUGAAUCGUAUCCUCUAUUGAAGGCCAUCAAUCGGGCAUUGGGGCGUCUGAAUACAGAGCCACCAACGCGCUCGAACUGCGAACGUCCACCGGCAGUGGUGACGCCUGUGCCGCCCCAAAUGACGACCAUAAGCAGCGAUGGAUCUGCGGGUUCAGGGCAGAAUCAUCAGCAUACGACGGCUUGGCCAAGCUGGGAGGCAAGCAGCACCACACCCAAACCAACCACAACUUCCACCAGAGCCCCUACAACCACGACCAAGCGACCCAAGAGCACCACAGCCAGCAUUACCACUUCCUGGUGGAGCUCUACGACGACAAGGCGUCCCAGUAAGCCCACACGAACCACAGCCAGACCAGCCCACACCACAAUACCCGCUGCUGCUGUCAUUUAUCCCGUGGUUCAGCCUUCGAACUGUGCUGCAGGUGAGUUCUAUGCGGAUUCGAAGAACUGCAAUGCCUACUACCACUGCAUCAUUGCGGGGGAGCUCCGGCAGCAAUUCUGUCCCGGUGGCCUGCAUUGGAACAACGAUGCCAAGGGCUGUGAUUGGCCAGCCUCCGCUCAGUGUUCGGUGAAGCGAGAGACAAGUACGGCAAGGCCUCCGGUUCCGCAGCCUUCCACAGCGAGACCUCAGGCUCCUUCCACUUCAAAGAAACCCAGAAAGACCACUGCCAAGCCCAGUCGGAAACCCACAAAGCCCUCGCAGCAGCAAGCGGCAGUGGGAGGAAGCACCACCAGGAGACCCUCUGCUGGCACUGGAAGCACCUCUAAACGACCCUCAGCCGUGGCUGGAAGCACCACCAAGAAACCCCAUCGCACCACAAGGCGCCCACGCCCACCCAUGUCUGCCCGCUGCAACGAGGGGGAGUACUACACGCACAAGAACUGUGGCAAGUACUACAUCUGCAUCAAUGGUGCUCUGGUGCCCAGCGAAUGCGGUGGGGAUCUCCACUGGGAUGGCAUACGGAAGAUCUGCGAUUGGCCGCAGAAUGUGCAGUGUGUGACGAGCAAAAAGUAUCUAAGAAUCACACAAUCCACGCGGAACAGCGAGGAGGAUCCCUGCAAUGGGGAGGAGAGAGUCCCAUAUCCGGGAGAUUGCUCCAAGUACCUGUUUUGCUUGUGGAAUCGUCUGCAGGCGGCCGAUUGUCCACCAGGAUUGCACUACAAUGAAGCGCUUCGGAACUGCGAUUGGCCAGCAGCUGCAAAAUGUAAUCAAAGUGGAGGAAGUAGUGGAUCUAGCGGAGGAUCAGGCACCAAACCGAAGCCUCCAGCAGCAGCCAAGCCUGCGCCUACAACAAAGAAGCCCACAACCACGCCACGACCCACAUAUCCCACGGAGAAGCCUCUGCUGGAGCCCCUGGAUGGCUACUACAAGGUCGUUUGCUAUUUCACGAACUGGGCCUGGUACCGCAAGGGCUUGGGUCGCUAUACACCCGACGAUAUCAACACGGAUCUGUGCACCCAUGUGGUCUAUGGUUUUGCAGUGCUGGACUACUCCGAGCUGACGCUGCGCACCCAUGACUCCUGGGCGGACAUUGACAAUAACUUCUAUACGCGUGUCAGUGGACUCAAGAGCAAGGGCAUCAAGGUGAGCCUCGCUUUGGGAGGAUGGAACGAUUCCCAGGGCGAUAAAUACAGUCGCUUGGUGAGGAGUCCCUCGGCCCGUGCGAGAUUCAUACGUCAUGCUCUCGAGUUCAUUGAAAAGUAUGGCUUUGAGGGCUUGGAUCUGGAUUGGGAGUACCCUGUGUGCUGGCAGACGGAAUGCAACAAGGGAUUCGCCGAAGAAAAGGAAGGAUUCACCGCCUGGGUGCGGGAGCUCUCGGAAGCAUUCAAGCCCCGGGGAUUGCUGCUUUCCACAGCCGUGUCUCCCAGCAAAAAGAUCAUCGAUGCGGGCUAUGAUGUGCCAGAACUCUCGCGCUACUUUGAUUGGAUUGCUGUCAUGACAUACGACUUCCAUGGACAGUGGGACAAGAAGACAGGACAUGUGGCACCACUGUAUCAUCAUCCAGAUGAUGAUUUUGAUUAUUUCAAUGCGAACUAUUCCCUGAACUACUGGAUUGAAAAGGGAGCUCCGUCUCGUAAAAUUGUGAUGGGCAUGCCUCUCUAUGGACAAUCCUUUACUCUGGAGAAUGCCAACAAUAAUGGUCUGAAUGCCAAGGCCCCAGGACCCGGUCAGGCGGGAGAAUUCACCAAAGCUGCAGGAUUUUUGGCCUACUACGAGAUUUGCGAUCGUGUGAAGCACCAGGGCUGGGAGGUUAUCCAGGACGAACGUGGCCGCAUGGGUCCUUAUGCGCGCAAGGGCACCCAAUGGGUGUCCUAUGACGAUCCGGAGAUGAUUCGAAAGAAGUCCCAGCUGGUUAGAGCUUUGGAUUUGGGUGGCGGCAUGGUGUGGGCCCUCGAUUUGGAUGAUUUCCGUAAUCGUUGCGGUGAUGGCGUGCAUCCUUUGCUAAGGGAAAUCCAUGAUGUCCUUAAGGAUCCACCCAGUGGCUAUGAACCAGCGCCUGGCUUAAACCCUGUGGAGCCAGAAUCUGUGGAAGAGCAGGCCAUUUCGGGGGAGGGAGGUACAGCUUCUGUGGAGAAUGAGACAGAAGGAGGAGUCUCACAGGAAGUAGCAGGAGAAGAAGCCUCUCAGGAAGCAGCAGCGGGAGGAGAAACAUCUCAGGAAGCAGCGGGAGGACAAGCCUCAGGAGAGGCCCCAGGAGAAGAUGAAAACGAAGGCGAAGCCGUGGAAGUGGAGGCUGCAGAGCCAGACCACAGUUCCUCCCAGGAAUCUAGCAACGAGGCAGGUGGCUCCUCAGAGUCCUCUCAAGAAAACGAAGUCGAUCCCAACGAAGACAUCGAAGAGGGUGACUUUGAAAUGGAAGCCCAAACCUCAGGGGACUUUAAGGUCGUCUGUUACUUCACCAAUUGGGCCUGGUACCGUCAAGGCGGUGGCAAGUUCCUGCCCGAAGACAUCGAUGCGGAUCUUUGCACUCACAUUGUCUAUGGAUUUGCUGUCCUAAAUCGGGACAAACUGACAAUACAGCCGCACGAUUCGUGGGCCGAUCUGGACAACAAGUUCUACGAACGUGUCGUGGCUUACAGGAAGAAGGGCGUCAAGGUCACGGUGGCCAUUGGCGGAUGGAACGAUUCCGCGGGCGAUAAGUAUGCGCGUCUGGUAAGGAGUGCCCAGGCCAGGGCGCGAUUCAUCCGUCAUGUGAUGGACUUCAUCGAACAAUACGGCUUUGAUGGCCUGGAUCUGGAUUGGGAGUAUCCCGUGUGCUGGCAGGUGGACUGCAAGAAGGGCACGGCCGAUGAGAAGCAGGGAUUCACUGAUUUGGUACGAGAAUUAUCCCUGGCCUUUAAGCCCAAGGGUCUGCUGCUCUCGUCCGCUGUGUCGCCCAAUAAGAAGGUCAUCGAUGCGGGCUAUGAUGUGCCCGAGCUGUCGCGCUACUUUGAUUGGAUCGCUGUGAUGGCCUACGACUACCAUGGACAGUGGGACAAGCAAACAGGACAUGUGGCACCCAUGUACGAGCAUCCCGAUGGUACCGCCACCUUCAAUGCCAACUUCUCCAUCAACUAUUGGCUAGAGAGUGGCGCCGAUCGAAAGAAACUGAUUAUGGGCAUGCCCAUGUACGGCCAGUCCUUCUCGUUGGCCCAGUCGAGCGAUCAUCAGUUGAAUGCUCCCACCUAUGGCGGGGGAGAGGCAGGAGAGGCCACCAGAGCACGCGGAUUCCUCGCUUACUACGAGAUCUGUUCGUACAUCCGCCAGCGGGGCUGGAAUGUGGUCAGAGAUGCAAGAGGCAGGAUGGGUCCCUUUGCUUACUUAAGAGAUCAAUGGGUGUCCUUUGACGAUGCUCCGAUGAUUCGCCACAAGAGCGAGUAUGUGAAGGCCAUGGGCUUGGGUGGGGCCAUGAUUUGGGCCCUAGAUUUAGAUGAUUUCAAAAACGACUGCGGCUGUGAAUCGUAUCCUCUUCUGAAGACCAUUAAUCGUGUGCUGCGUGGCUAUGGUGGACCGCAUCCCAAGUGUUUGCUGGAAAAGAGUGAGAAAACUAUGAUUUCUGGCGAUAAAGAGUCCCCCAAGCCCACCAUCAACACGAGUGCUGCUCCUCUGAUAGAAACCUCAGGAGAACCCUCUUCUGGCCAGGCUAUCGACUGCAAGGGAAGAAAUUAUAUGGCCCAUGAGAGGGAUUGCAACAAGUAUUACAUUUGCCAAUACGGAGAGCUUUUAGAACAGCGCUGCCCAGCGGGUCUCCAUUGGAAUGAAAACUACUGCGAUUGGCCCAACAAUGCCAAAUGCUCCGUUCGUGCGGAUCAGACCACUCAAGCACCGGCCGUGCAUCGACCCAAACCCAGCAGCACCACAGUCUCCCCUGCAGCUGCUGCCACGAAACCCACAAAGAAACCGUUUACCCCACCCAACAAAAAGCCCAUCACGAGGCCCAAGCCAACGCCAGCACCUCCACUGGGCAAUGGGGAGGACUACAAGGUCGUCUGCUACUUCACCAAUUGGGCGUGGUAUCGUCCUGGACAGGGCAAGUACGUGCCCGAGGAUAUCGAUGCCAAUUUGUGCACCCACAUUGUCUAUGGCUUUGCGGUGCUGAAUAGCAAUUCCCUGACGAUCAAGACCCACGAUUCGUGGGCGGAUAUCGACAAUAGGUUCUACGAGCGAGUGGUAGAAUACAAGCAGAAGGGUCUCCGUGUGACAGUGGCCAUUGGUGGAUGGAACGACUCCUUGGGCAGCAAAUAUGCCCGUUUGGUGCUCGAUCCUCAGGCUAGGGCACGCUUCAUCGAGAGUGUCCUCAACUUUGUGGAAAAGUAUGGCUUUGAGGGCUUGGAUCUGGAUUGGGAGUACCCCGUGUGCUGGCAGGUGGAUUGCGCCAAGGGAUCACCUGCCGAGAAACAGGGAUUUGCGGCUUUGGUGAGGGAGCUCUCGGAUGCCUUCCGGCCCAGGGGUUUGCUCUUAUCUGCCGCUGUUUCGCCCAGUAAAAUGGUAAUCGAUGCGGGCUAUGAUGUGCCCCAGCUCUCGCGCUACUUUGAUUGGAUUGCCGUGAUGACCUACGACUUCCAUGGUCACUGGGACAAGCAGACAGGACAUGUGGCGCCUCUAUACUAUGUGGAGGGCGAUGCCAAUCCCUACUUUAAUGGAAACUUUAGCAUUCACUACUGGUUGGAUCAGGGCACUCCCGCGAGCAAGCUGAUCAUGGGCAUGCCCCUGUAUGGACAAUCCUUUUCCCUCACCGAUCAAAAGCAUCGCUCGUUGAACGAUAAGACUGCAGGACCCGGACAAGCGGGCACCUACACACGUGCCGGAGGAUUCCUGGCCUACUACGAGAUCUGCGAGAAGGUCAGCAACGGCGGCUGGACUGUGGUCAGGGAUGACGAAGGUCGCAUCGGUCCGUAUGCCUACAGUGGCAAUCAAUGGGUCUCCUACGACGAUGUGGCGGACAUUCGACGCAAAGCGCAGUUUGUCCGGAGUCUGAAACUUGGCGGCGGCAUGGUCUGGGCCCUGGAUCUGGACGACUUCCACGGUCGUUGCGGCUGUGGCAAGCAUCCGCUCCUGCGCACCCUCAACCAGGAGCUACGUGGCAUACCCGGACAGCGGGCCAACGAUUGCACAUAAUAAUACGUUUUGGAAUAUUACUAAGUGAUCACAUAUCGUACGCUACGACGCCUACAAACCUAAAUACCCAAAACCCAUUGCUGCUGACUGGGCUCGCAAUCUACUGUCAAGAUUUUUGCCAUUUAGUUGUAUAAGCACGAAUCCAAUCCCCCCUAUAAACUGAUACUUUAUUCUAAACAAA
Messenger RNA from Drosophila miranda, 7710 nucleotides. Its product is annotated as probable chitinase 10. Gene Ontology annotation, cellular component: extracellular region. The transcript has 8 exons. The coding region runs from base 120 to 7529 and encodes 2469 amino acids. Gene Ontology annotation, molecular function: chitin binding; chitinase activity. Lineage: Eukaryota; Metazoa; Arthropoda; Insecta; Diptera; Drosophilidae. Gene Ontology annotation, biological process: carbohydrate metabolic process; chitin catabolic process. The record is from RefSeq and is a predicted model, not a curated record.